Messenger RNA from Aedes albopictus (Asian tiger mosquito), 1698 nucleotides. RefSeq lists its product as uncharacterized. Bases 202 to 1569 code for a protein of 455 amino acids. The record is from RefSeq and is a predicted model, not a curated record. The transcript has 3 exons. NCBI's taxonomy places the organism in Eukaryota, Metazoa, Arthropoda, Insecta, Diptera, Culicidae.
CAGCUGAAGUGUUUACCAACAAAGCCCGCAUCAACCGCUCCUGCAGCAAAGGAAUCUGCGUUGUUUUCGUUGGAAUUUUGUGAUCGCAGAAAAAGUUUUUUAGAUUAAUCCGUGUAAAAUUAACAUUAUCGAGUUUGUUUCGUGUCUCUAUGUGUUGACUUGUAUCACCCUGUGCGCCGCGGAGGAAUAGAAAGCCCGAAAAUGACGAGCCACAACUGGACCAUCGACGAAACGAAUCUCAUGAUCCGGAAGCGUCUGGAGCUGCUCGGAUGUGCCCGGAGCGAUAAAGUGUACGAUCAGAUAUCCAACUACCUGUCCGAGGAGCAUAAUUACUAUAAAAAUGCCGCCGCCUGUCAAACGCGGUUCAACAAUCUGCUGAAGACGUACCGGACGUGCGUCAAGCGGCAGGAAUCGGGCGGAAAGGUUUGCAAGGUUCGCUUUCCCUUUUUCGACACGUUCCACCAAUACUACGGAAACUUGAAUGUCAGUUCGGUGGAUAACGGAAGCAGCAAGUGCAAAACGGAGAUCUUCCUGGACGAUUUGUUUGCGGACAGUUCCUAUGCGGUGGAUGGCGGGGGUGGUGGAUUGCCCGGAGUGGACGUUGGGCUCAUGGAAGGCGACAGCAUGAUGAUGGAUUCCACGCAAACGGGGGAUGAAUAUUUGGAAUCGCCGGAGGAACAUCACGGGAAUGGCGAUGGCGAUGGCGAUGAGGAACUGACCACGUCUCUGACCGUGAAUAAUGGGCUGGAGGAUCUUAAACUGCGGCUGAUGGAGCAGAAGCUGCUAUACUAUACGAAUCAGAACAUGCUGCUGCAGAUGAAGCAGGAACAUUACCGCCAGAAGGAUCAGGAUCGGGCUCGGAGUCAGCUGAUGGCCGAGGAGAUACUGAAAGUCCUCCGGGGAAUUCACACGUGCCUGAAAAAGAGUCUGGAGGUGAAAGUGGUCCCACCGCAGCAGCAGCAGCAGCCGACGAAAAAGUCAUCGGAGAAUGGCGCUUCGGCCAAAGACGACCAGAAACUGGAACCCGAGCCAAAAAGACUCAAAGAAGACAUCGGCAGCGGUGGGGGCGAAGAGGAAGAGGAAGCCGAGGAGGAGGAAGAAGCAGAAUGUGGCAGCUCGUUGGUUCCGCUCGAGAUGGACUCCGGCGAGGAGGAGGAAGAAGAGGACGAUGACGAGUUCAACGGAUGCGACGGGCAUUCGGGCGGAAGUGGUGGCAGUAGCGAGGAGGUGGUCAAAAAGUUGCCCGAAAUGCCCCGACUAAAAGUGCGCAAGAAUAUCUUCCCGGCCUGGAAUCGGAUCCAGACCGUGUUGCUCAUCAAAAUCCACUGCGACCUGAGGCCCAAGUUCAAAGGACUGAAUCUGUUCGAGUGCGUGUCGAACAAACUGAUCGAACUGCAUAUAAAUAGAACCCCUCGAGACUGUCGAACGCGAUGGAACAACCUAUUUCGAAGCUACAAGGAGUGCCGAUCGAGACUGCGGGUGAACGACAAGGCACCGGUGAAGUUUGAAUACUUUGACGAGAUCGAUGCCUACUACAAGGAUUGCCAAUUUUUAACGAACGUAGUUUAAAUGGAAAGUGAAUGGAUGUACGUUUAUUGCAUGAAAGAUCUUUUUAUAAUCUAACAAUACAAAUGUUGCUAAAAUUUAUAAGAGAAUGUGUUAGAUUUUAGAGAAAAUUCUAAUAUACGUUAGAAUGUA